Coprinopsis cinerea okayama7#130 is the source of this 864-nucleotide messenger RNA. RefSeq lists its product as hypothetical. The record is from RefSeq and is a predicted model, not a curated record. The coding region runs from base 1 to 864 and encodes 287 amino acids. Lineage: Eukaryota; Fungi; Basidiomycota; Agaricomycetes; Agaricales; Psathyrellaceae. The transcript is spliced from 5 exons.
AUGCUCACCCAACUCCUACUUUCCGUUGCCUUGCUCCCAUUCUCGGCGCUCGCGCAAGGCGAUACCUCGAUUGCUGCUAUCGAGGCUCACUUUGAACAAGCUCACAUCGUAGAGGACUAUCUUACAUCGUUCUCCCCUAGCGCUCUGCUUGAUCUAGAGUACGAAGGCGUACCUGCAGGGCCUCUUACUCCCGGGCAGAACGUAACACUUGACCAGGUUGAAACGACGCCCAUUGUUACGAUUACUGCCCCCGAUGGUGAUGCCCUCGAUGGAAACUAUACCCUCGUCAUGUUCGAUAUCUUUGCUGUUGGUUCUGGGCUUGACCAAGGUGUCGUUCGACACUGGUUGGUAAACAGCGUUACCGUCGAUGAUGAUGGCGCAGUUGACCUCACGAAUGGAACCGUGAUUACUGAGUACGGAGGCCCUAACCCGCCAUCUGGGUCUGGUGCUCAUCGCUACAUCGUCGCUCUUUACGAGCAACCAGCUACCUUCACACCCCCGGAAGAUUUUGCCGAACCUCUUCCUCUCGAACUCUUCGACUGGCUUCAAUACGUCGAGGAUGCCAAUCUCGGACCCCUUGUUGCAGCAAACUACUUCACAGUCGCAGUUGGCGACCUGCCUGACGACGUGCCAUCGACUUCUGCUGUUGAGAGCUCGACCUUGGGUUCUGGGUCCCCCUCUCCAACCAGUAGUAGUCCUACCGGAAGCACGAGCACCGACAGCAACGUUCCUACACCAACCAGUGACGACAAUGACGGCGACAACGACAAUGACAACCAAGACGACGGUCAUGCGUUUAAAUCCAGCGUCUUCUCGGCUCCUCUCCUGGCCAUCGCGACUGGCUUCGUGUUUUACGCCAUGUAA